Passer domesticus (house sparrow) is the source of this 4906-nucleotide messenger RNA. RefSeq names its product sterile alpha motif domain containing 10 (gene SAMD10). Gene Ontology annotation, molecular function: protein binding. The record is from RefSeq and is a predicted model, not a curated record. The transcript has 5 exons. Lineage: Eukaryota; Metazoa; Chordata; Aves; Passeriformes; Passeridae. Gene Ontology annotation, cellular component: cytoplasmic side of plasma membrane. The coding region runs from base 3022 to 3618 and encodes 198 amino acids. Gene Ontology annotation, biological process: cell surface receptor protein tyrosine kinase signaling pathway.
CGCGGGCGGGGGGGCUCAGGUGCGCGGCGGGACGCGCAGCCCUCAGCCGCCAACGCGGCGGGCACCGAGCCGGCGAUCCACUCCAUCCCAGGGGCCGCCCUCCGUCUCUCCCCGGUGCUGUCCCCUCCAUCCUGGGGUCUGUCUGUCCUCCGUCUCUCCCCAGUUCUGUCCCCUCCAUCCUGGGGUCUGUCUAUCCUCCAUCUCUCCCCGGUGCUGUCCCCUCCAUCCUGGGGGUCUGUCUGUCCUCCAUCUCUCCCCGGUGCUGUCCCCUCCAUCCUGGGGGUCUGUUCUUCGUCCCUUCCUGCUGCUGCCCCCUCCAUGCCAGGGGUCUGCCUGCCCUCCAUGCCCAGUGCUGUCCUCUCCCUCCCGUCAGUCCCUCCGCAUUCCCCUUUACUGCCCCGUUCUGGGGAGAGUCCAUCCCCGUGCCCUACCCUUGGUGUUGUGGGGUACCAAUGAAAUGGGCUGGAAAAUUUGGCUAGGGCAAAGGGAUGCAGGUGUGAGGACAGGGUGAGCGGGCCUGGGGGUGCUGGAGCAGGGCAGGACCCCCGGGAAGAGCAUGCCAAGGUGGAAGGGGGCUCACUGCAGGCAGGGGUGUCCGUGUCUGUGGGCUCCCACACCUGCCUCCUGCCAGGAGAACCUGCCCAGAGCCACCUGGAGUCCUGCCCGCUGCCCUCACCCCACACUCUCACACUGCCCAACCCUACAGGAGUCCUCUCUCUGUCAAGGGGUGCUCAGGGACCUCCUGGCAGUACCCCUGGGAGUCUCAGGAGCACAGAUAUCCCAAAGGCAUGAACGUUGCCCCCAAACACUGUGCCCACUCCCUCAGCGUGGCACCCAUCGUGCCACACAGGGAGGACAGAAAGGACACCUGCCUUUUGUUCCCUUCCUCCUCUGUCCUCGGGAGGCACCAGCAGUGGGCAGCCAUCAGCCUGGGCUCUGGCUGGGGCUCACAUCUCAUCUCUGCAAGCAGAGAAUUCGGAGGGAAGCGCUGGGGUGACACUCACCACACCCAGGGCCUGAGCCAAGUACACUCCAGGGGAAUCUGGAGAAGCUGGAGGGGGUGUCAGUCCUCCUUGAGUCUGGUUUCAUCUUCCUCAGGUCUUAGGGAAUAGCUCAGGGCAGGACCUGGCCCAUGCUGUAGGCACAGCUUCAAAGAUGGGAUGUGUGGGGAUCCCAGAGAGCCUCACUGGAAUGAUCAUCCCUGGAGGCUCCACCAGCUCAAGCAACAGAUCUGCCCUGCACCAGGGUGAAGCCACACGGAAGGGACAGGGGGGACCAGGGCAAUGGCAAUGCCAGCUGAGCUCAUGGCUCAUGCAGAUGCCACUAAAAGCAGGAUGAGUUCUUCACAAAGCUGCUCCCUGAAUUGAGCAAAUUCCCUUGGUCCUCAGAGAGUCCUAGGAGCCCUCAGAGAUUUCUGCUCUCUGCAUCCACCCUUCACCUGCCUGCAGGAACACAAGAGAUGACCAGCUCCCCAAAUCCACCUCCAGUUACAAGCAAAUCCCUCGUUGUAUUUGGUGCUAAACGUGGUGUGCAAACCCACCCUUAAGGGUCGUCACACACGGGCAGCCAGGCAAGCCAGCAAAGUGAUUUCAUUCCUUGUGGAGCUUGUUUGAAGAUUCUCCCGUUAAUCCCGGGAAGCUGUCUGACCCCGGGAAGCCUGGCUGCCCCCGCUGCGGCUGCCUCAGACACGGCCCCAUCUGGAGGGCAGCGCUGUGGGACAGCCACACGCGCGAUGGCAUCAGAGACACGGGCAUGUUCCUGAGGCCGAGAUGAGAAGUGGGGGCAGAGGACAGAACAGGAGUCUUUGCCUGUCCCGGCUGUCCCUGCCUGCUCCUCCUGCAGCUUGACUGUCUGCCACCGUGUCCCCCGGGUAGGUCCUGGUCACCUGCAAGCAGGAAGCAUCAGUGGAAAUUCCCCUGGCAGCCGGUUUGCUGGUAGUGAUCUGCCCGGGGCACCUCGGCACCCACAAGGAAAUGCUUUUGCCGGGGAAUGCUGCCACAUCCUGCCCCGAGGUGCCCAGCCCAGGGAGGUUUCCCGUCCCUCUCCCCAGCAGCAGCUGCUGCUGCUCUGAGCCUCUCCAGCGCUCACGUUUCACCGACCAUAAAAGUGUCUGGAGGGGGAAUGGGAGCGGGAGCAGCGCUGUCCCUGCUGAGGGGAGGGAGCCGCGACUGUCCCUGUCCCACGGCUGCUGCCUUCCCUGCGGUGACCCGGGCCUGGCCUCGCCUCCUGCGUGGCUGGAGAGAUGCCCAAAAUGGAUCAAAGAGCCAUGGAAACAAGCCGGCAGCGAUUCCCCGGCGGCAAGCAGGCAGUGGGGUGUCACUCCCGGGGGCAGGCAGACGGGGACGGGGACCUGGGAGCAGCCGGGACUUGCAAUAGCGGGGUCACCGUGGCUGUUUGGGGACCUGAGCUGAGCUCUCCCCUCCCCGCUCCAGCUCGGGCUCAGCCAGCCUGGAGAUUCCUGCAUUCCCAUUUCAGGAUCCAGCACAGCCUCUGCUCUGGGGGAACCCCACUUCUGCCGGGACCCCAACACGGCCAUGAGAGCCCUGGCGGGAGCAGGUGCAGCCCACACCGAGCCCUUCCCGCUGAGGCUGCUCAUCACCACGCUCCUUCUCCGCUUUUCCUCCUGCACCCGAGCCACCGGUGCCCCCGGCUCUCCACACUGGUGCCACUUGGGCCCUUUGGUGCCCGGUGGGUGCAGUGUCCCCUGCAGCAGCCCCUGCCCACCCCAGUGCCAGCUGGCCCUGGGAUCAGGCGGGAGCACGAGAGGAAAGCGCCCAGCAUCUCCCCGGAUCCAACGCCCCCGGGGCAGCGGGGAGGGGGUGCCAUUCACCCCCUGCCCGUGUGCGAGCGGCUCGGGGCCGCCCGGAGCGGGGUGAGCGUGCAGCCGGGGCUCGGAGGCAGCGGGAGGGAGGCGCUCGGGGGAAUCAGUCAGGUGUGGACGAGGUAUGAGGGGAGGCAGGGAUGGAGCCGCACUCGUGACAGCGGUGCCGAGCGCUCACGCGCAUCCCUCCUCCCGCCGAGAUGCAGCAGGGCCGGCCAUCCCUCUGCUGCGUCUCCACCAUCCGCAGCUCGCAGGGACCACCCGAGCCAGCCGCCGCUGCCGCCUCUGCUCACUUCAGCUUCUGCCGCAGCCUCCUGGAGCACACGGUGUCGGCCGAGAACCUGAGCUACCGCCUGCAGCGCUCCGCGGGCAGCAGCCUCACCUGGCACGACGGCCGCAGCCAGCGCCCCGACGGCGCCCGCACCGUCAAGCUCCUGCGGCAGCCGGGCACCGAGGGCUCGCAGGUCCGUGGCUGUGACCACUAUGGCAUCUACCACACCAGCCCCAUGCUGGGCAGCCUGGUCAAGCCAGUGGUGCUGUGGACCCAGCAGGAUGUGUGCAAAUGGCUGAAGAAGCACUGCCCACACAACUAUCUCAUCUACGUGGAGGCGUUCUCCCACCACGCCAUCACAGGCCGGGCGCUGCUGCGGCUGAAUGGGGAGAAGCUGCAGCGCAUGGGGAUCGCGCUGGAGACGCAGAGGCAGGAGCUGCUGCAGCAGGUCCUGCAGCUCCAGGUGCGCGAGGAGGUCCGCAACCUGCAGCUGCUCAGCCAAGCUUCUUUUGGAAAUGUCUCCUAGCUGAUCCGUCUGUUUGGCAGAUUGCACCAACACUGUGAACCGAGCUCCGCUGGGAUGGGCUGUGCAUCGCCGAUACGAGACCUGAGCCACACGCUUGGAAUAAGAAGAGACAGCUUCCCAGACACUCCAGGGCUCCUCUCCUGCUUCUUCCUUCUCUUUCUUUUAAAGGAAUACAUUCCUGUGCAGGGAUGGAAGGUUUCUUCCAGCAGACAUGGCUCUUGGCUGGAGGAAAAUCAGCAAACCUACUGCUGGGACAGAUGAUGAACUUCCAUCCACCUGAGCCUGAUGGUUCACAGGGAAAGAGAUGGAAAAAAGGAGAUGGCAAAAGGCAGGGCUCAGCACUGUGGAGAAAGGGACUGCCGUGAUUCCAGGGACAGCUCAGAGCCAUGUGCAGGACAUUGAAGCAUUAUGCACUUGGGCAACAUCCCAGCACCCAGCAACUCGUGUCCAUGCCUCGGAGCCUAUUUAGGGAGCUUUGGUUUCCUCAUCAGACUGGGCUGCCUUCCAGCGUCCGGGGAGGUGACGUUAUCAGUAGCAAACAAGAUGAUACAACCAGACAAAAAAUUCAAAGCGGGGCCAAGACCCCAGCACCCAGCUCCACUUGGUGAGUUAAAAAGGGAGCUGAGUCAUCAGAGCUGGAAAAUCUGCAAGUAAAAGCAGGUUGGGUAUACCAGGAGCCAUGGCCUGGAGGAAGCUGUGCCAAGAGCUCAUCCUUCAUCCGCUGGCAGAGCCCGUGCAGGGGCUGGGGGGAGCAGGCAGGGUGCUGCUGGCUGGUUGUGGGGGCUGCCCAGGGUGGGGCUGGGGGAACACGGGGCUCCAGGUCCUCCCCAGCUCCUGUGCCUGGUCCUGCUCUGCUCCAUGCCCCCACCAGCUCUGCAGAGCUCUGCUCAUCCAGGCAUUGGCAGGUUCCUGUCCUGACCUCCUGCCCAAGGGCUGGCGAUGGUGCCACCAAAGCCAGGCACCUUCCUCAUGACCGUCACCAUCAUUACAGAGAAAGUGUUUGCUGUUAGGCCCCCAUCUCCCAAAUUCUCCCAUACAGAGCUACAGACUGCCCUUGUGGGCAGAUAAGGAAAAUCCAUGUGUAAAUCAGGAUUUUUGGCCAGGGUGGAUGCUGUCACCUCCCCACAUUCCACCUCAAGUGGUGAGGGGAGGGCUGUGGAGGUCCAAAAACAGCAGCACCUCAAAACCCCUGGGGCACUGGGGUGUGGAGGCAGGUCAUGGUGCUCCCUGGCCAGGCAUCCUCCUGCCUGCUUCUCUGCUGGUAAUAAAUUAGAGACUGUUAUUUUAA